CAACCCACCUCCACAACUCGCCCCAGAUAUAGGUGCGGGGGUUUGGUUGUACGAGUGGGCAUAAUGAGGAACACCCCGAAUCCAACUCGGCAGUUCGACCACGACCUUGCGAUUGGAUAAUCUCAGGGACGGAAGCAUGCAUGCGAUGCGUGUUAUUUAAUCUACAUGCGUCAUGUCAUGUCUCCGAACGUCGUGUCUCCUCAUGCCCGACCACUUUAACGACAUUCUCCUUGGCUUCGCUCCUAGAUUAGACGGAAAUAAUCAACAACAGAAAAGGAAAAGAACAGAAACAAAAAUGCCGUCAACAAAACCCCACCGCCGCCUCAAAGAGUUCCCCCGCCUGGCCCCGAGCGGCGUCCGCGUCAUCGUCGUGGGCGCCGGCUUCGGCGGCCUGGCGGCGGCCAUCGAGUGCGACCGCAAGGGCCACCAGGUGACGCUGUUUGAGAAGGCGGCCGACAUCGCCGAGGUCCAGCGCGCCGGCGACAUCAUAUCCUUUGACCCGAACGGGUCGGUCGCCUUUGAGCGCUGGCCGGGCGUCGUCCCGGAGCUGCGCAAGAUCAUGCGCGACACCGACUACCUGGACCUGUUUGACUGGGAGGGCAGGUUCGUCACCCGGCAGAGCUUCAAGCGGGAGAACGAGUGGGGGUUGAGGAUCAAUGGCCACCGGGGCGUCAUCCACUCCAUCAUCUACAACCACGCCGUCGAGAGGGGGAUCGAUAUCAGGCUGGGCUCGAGGGUGACGGAUUAUUUCGAGGACGACGAGGUCGGCGGCAUUGUUGUGAAUGGCGAGGAGAGGUUCACGGCCGAUGUUGUCAUCUCUUCCGAGGGGGUCAGGUCCAGGGGACGAAAAAUCGUCCUGGGGUUUGAGGAUAACCCUCAGUCGUCUGGAUAUGCCGUCUACCGUGCCUGGUUCCCCGCUGAUCGGGUUGCCAACAACGCGACUAUCAGGCACCUCUGCGUAAACGGCGACACGCACCUCGGCUACAUCGGCAAGGACAUCCACUUCCUCGCAUCAUCCAUCGCAUCCGGCACCGAGGUGAACUGGGUCUUUACACACAUCGACGACGGCAACAUCGAAGAGUCGUGGCAGUUCCCCGGCAAAGUAUCCGAAGCGCUCUCCUACCUCGAGGGCUGGUGCCCCUUUGUGCGGGAGCUAGUCGCGGCGACGCCCGACGGCGCCGGCUGCCUGAUCGACCACAAGCUCGUGUACCGGGACCCGCUGCCGACCUUCAUCUCGCCCAAGGCCCGCAUCGCCCUCAUCGGCGACGCCGCGCACCCCUUCCUGCCCACCAGCAUCCAGGGCGCCAGCCAGAGCAUCGAGGACGGGACCACCAUGGCCGUGUGCCUGGAGAUCGGCGGCAGGGACAACGUCACCGAGGCGGUCAGGACGUACGAGAAGAUCAGGUACGAGAGGGUGCACAAGGCGCAGGCCACGGGGGUCAGCACGAGGGAGAGGUGGCACAAGGCCAACUGGGACGAUAUACGGAAGAACCCAGAGAGUUUACACUUGGUCAGGGAGGAGUGGUUGCUCAAAUUCAAUGCCGAGGAGCAUGCGUAUGAGGUAUACCACGAGGUGGCGGAGAAGCUCAGGGCUGAGAGGGAGAAGGGGGUGAGUGUUAAUGGGAUUGAUGUUGCGGUUGUGGCUACGGCCGAGGGAGGUGUGAACCUAGAGGACAAAAAAGUGGUAUAAUUUGCAUGGAGGUAGUGAAAUUGAGUAUACCCCUUCUGUAUCUGUACUUUGUGGGUCAUCAAGGAUACUAGACUUAAAUCUCCAAGUGUGAGAUUCAGCACAUCUAGUAUAAACUCCAGUUUUACUUUUUAGAUGAUUUCUAAAACGC
This is a messenger RNA of Pyricularia oryzae 70-15, 1838 nucleotides long. Its product is annotated as monooxygenase. Bases 173 to 1690 code for a protein of 505 amino acids. Gene Ontology annotation, molecular function: monooxygenase activity. Gene Ontology annotation, biological process: secondary metabolite biosynthetic process. NCBI's taxonomy places the organism in Eukaryota, Fungi, Ascomycota, Sordariomycetes, Magnaporthales, Pyriculariaceae. The transcript has 2 exons. The record is from RefSeq and is a predicted model, not a curated record.